GCAGUCUCGAUAUCAUCGACUGGGGGAAAGGUUAUUACCUUCUCAAUUUCGAUUUUGCUCUCUGUUUCUCUGAACCACUUUCAGAAUGGCGGCUCUGUCCAAUGCUCUCGUGAUUUCAGAACCACGUUCUCUGCUCCGUUCGUCGUCCGGUGCUACUGUAAAAUCAUCAGACCAACUACUACAGACCACAAACUUAAUUGGUUUAAAGAGCACGAGGAAACCCUCCAUCCAGAAAAGGGCUCUCACCAUUCAAGCUAGUUAUAGUGACAGAGGGGGACCAAGCAGUGCAAGUAUGUUUAUUGGUGGUUUUGUUCUUGGCGGAGUAAUUGUUGGAACGCUUGGUUGCAUUUAUGCGCCUCAGAUUAGCUAUGCUUUAGCUGGAACAGACAAAAAGGAUUUGAUGAAAAAGUUACCCAAGUUCAUAUAUGAUGAAGAAAAGGCCUUGGAGAAGCAGCGCAAGAAACUAUCUGAAAAGAUUGAACAGCUCAACCUUGCUAUUGAUGGCAUGUCCAAUCAGUUGCCAUCUGAAGAACCUCCAAUUGAAACAGCAGCAAGCGAAGACAAUGAAAUAGUUGCCUGAAUUCGAUGCAGCUAUCAUCUGGAGAUGUCGUAUCUUGUGACUUUUCUCAUCUUUAAUUAAUGACUAGCGCCGAAUCUAUGGGAUAUGAAUUGAACUUGUUUGCAUGUUAGACCUCAAACUCUUUAUGAAUUUUCUUCGCAAUUCUUCUCCACCAAUCAAUCAUCAUAUGUAGAAAGAACUAUGCUAUUCUGAUCUGAAGGUAUUCUUGGCUUUAAAGAGGCUACUGUCUGAUUAUUCACCUUA
Andrographis paniculata is the source of this 823-nucleotide messenger RNA. RefSeq lists its product as uncharacterized. NCBI's taxonomy places the organism in Eukaryota, Viridiplantae, Streptophyta, Magnoliopsida, Lamiales, Acanthaceae. Gene Ontology annotation, cellular component: chloroplast thylakoid membrane; chloroplast inner membrane. Bases 86 to 580 code for a protein of 164 amino acids. The transcript is spliced from 5 exons. The record is from RefSeq and is a predicted model, not a curated record.